Molecule: messenger RNA, 2875 nt
Organism: Lucilia sericata (common green bottle fly)
Lineage: Eukaryota; Metazoa; Arthropoda; Insecta; Diptera; Calliphoridae
Gene: Naprt
Product: nicotinate phosphoribosyltransferase
Exons: 12
Coding region: 346-2418 (690 amino acids)
Biological process (GO): NAD+ biosynthetic process
Molecular function (GO): nicotinate phosphoribosyltransferase activity
Source: RefSeq, a predicted model, not a curated record
AUUUUAGUCGGCGUAGAUAUUUGCAGACAAUUUCUUAUAUUUAUUAUUCGGUGUUUAGAUUUUUUUGCAAAAUAUUUUCAAAUAAUUAAUAAAAGUGGCCGGCUGUUGUGAAUAAAUUAAUGAAAAGCAAUCCAUUAAAAUAGCAAUAAACGAAAGUUUUAUUAAAUAAAAAACAAAGUGGUAAACAAUUAUAAAACCAACAGAAAUCUAUGAGAUACUCAUUCUCAACAAGUGAUAAAAAAAACAUUUAACAUAAAAAGAAUUUGAACUAAAUUAAAUUAUAAAAAAUUAUACAAAAAUUGAAUUGUGUGUGUAAUAAAACGUUAUAAAAUAAUUGUUGACAUUAUGAGUGACCGUGAAUUAAGUUGUAGUAAUACUGCGGGACAAUUUAUGGAUCGUGGCCGUAUGAAUCAAAAUGGUGUAGUGCAACCACUAUUAACAGAUUUAUAUCAAAUAACUAUGGCUUAUGCCUAUUGGAAAUCUGGCAAAACAGACGAUCAUGCAGUGUUUGAUCUAUUCUUUCGCACAAAUCCAUUCCAUGGUGAAUUUACCAUAUUUGCUGGCCUCGAUGAAUGCAUGAAAUUUUUGGACAGUUUUCAUUAUAGUGAAAGUGAUAUCGAAUAUCUACGUCAAACCCUGCCCGAGGGUACAGAAAAUGAUUUCUUUGAUUAUUUGGGUAAUUUGACGGCAAAAGAUGUUACACUGUAUGCCAUUGAUGAAGGUACCGUAGCAUUUCCCCGUGUACCCAUUAUUAAAGUUGAGGGACCCUUAAUUAUAGUACAAUUAUUAGAGACAACUCUAUUGACUUUAGUGAAUUAUGCAAGUUUAAUGGCCACAAAUGCUGCUCGUUAUCGCAUGGUUGCUGGCAAACAUGUUAAUCUUUUAGAAUUUGGUUUACGGCGAGCUCAGGGUCCAGAUGGUGGUUUAUCUGCGUCGAAAUAUUCUUAUAUUGGCGGUUUCGAUGGUACUUCUAAUGUAUUGGCAGGCAAAUUGUUUAAUAUUCCUGUUAAAGGCACACAUGCUCAUGCUUACAUUACCUCAUUUUCGGGUAUUGGUGAAUUGAAAACACGUCUUUUAAAACACAAAGUCACAGGUGUCACUGGCGAUUUACUGGAACAUGCCGUCAAGCAUCGUCAAUCGCUGGCUUCGGUUUUAGACGUUUCAAUGGAAGAGUCAUCGGAGGGUGAACUGGCAGCCAUGGUCUCAUACGCCAUAGCAUUUCCUGAUGGUUUCAUGGCUUUAGUCGAUACGUAUGAUGUUAAGAGCCCUAAAAGCAAAACACAAGAAUUAAACCAUAUAAAGCCAGGUAUCAAUUCCAAAACCUCAACAAAUGUUAUGAAAACUAAGAAUUCCUCAAAUUCUAACAAACAACAACAACAUGAAAAUGGUUUUACAAACUCCUCUCAAAUGAAUGGCAAAAUAUCAACGCAUCAGCCUUCAAAUGGAAAAAAGUGUUUAGAACAAAAACAUGUAAAUGGUCAAACUGUUUCGAAUGCUUUAACAAAUGGCUCGCAUAAGAACAACGCCAAUAAAGCCUGCAACACCACAAACAUAACGAAUAAUAAACAUUCAGUGGAAUUAAAUUCAUUAUCAUCACCGUCAUCGUCAUUUUUAACGCCCCAAGCUUAUCUGCCAAAAUACGUCGAGAAGUCAUUCAGGAGUGGUUUACUUAAUUUCUGUGCUGUCGCUUUGGGUCUCAAUGACUUGGGUUAUCGUGCUGUUGGCAUACGUAUUGAUUCGGGCGAUUUAGCCUAUUUAUCCUGUAUGGCUCGUGAAUCGUUUGAACGUGUAGCGGAACGUUUUAAAGUACCAUGGUUUAAUAAGCUUACAAUUGUGGCCUCGAAUGAUAUCAAUGAGGAUACAAUAUUGAGUUUAAAUGAACAGGGACAUAAGAUUGAUUGUUUUGGCAUUGGUACACAUUUGGUUACCUGCCAAAGACAACCCGCUUUAGGUUGUGUUUAUAAACUGGUUGAAAUCAAUGGUCAGCCACGUAUCAAACUAAGUCAAGAUGUAGAGAAGGUUACCAUGCCAGGCCAUAAAAAUGCCUAUAGAUUAUAUAGCGCUGAUGGUCAUGCUUUAAUUGAUCUAUUGCAAAAAGUCACUGAACCCCCACCAGCUGUGGGACAAAAAGUUCUAUGUCGUCAUCCUUUCCAAGAAUCGAAACGUGCUUAUGUCAUUCCAACCCAUGUUGAAUCAUUGUACAAAAUCUAUUGGCAAAAUGGUAAAAUCUGUCAACAAUUACCAACCUUGGAACAAGUGCGUGAACGUGUACAAAUGUCACUGAAAACCUUAAGAAACGAUCAUAAACGCACUUUAAAUCCCACACCGUACAAGGUAAAUGUCUCGGUCAGCGAUAAUUUGUACAAUUUCAUACACGAUCUGUGGCUACAAAAUGCUCCCAUUGGUGAACUCUCAUGAUCUAUAUAAAAAAGUAAUACAAACAGGACGAAUUUUUAAUUCAUUCACUACUUUUGAAUUCCUAAGAAUUAAGUAGUACAGAAACUUGCUGGACAUGUAAAAGGAUUUUUAUUUAUAUAUUUAAUUUCUAUUAUCAUUUUGCAAUAUUUACCUUUAAAAUACAAUAUCUUAAUUAAAGUUAUUAAAAUCAAAUUUAUUAUUAUUGUUAAAAAUUAUUAGUUUUCUCUUUAGUUUUCCCAUAAUCUUAAAGAGAUCUUUAGUAAAUCUUUUUUUUUUUCUUAACUAUAGUUUGUUAAAGACAACAAAUUAAUGUAAUAAUUAUAACGUAUUUUUUUAGUUUUAAGUUUAAAUUUUAAUAUUAAAAUAGAGAAACAAAAGAACAACAACAAUCCUUAAGCACAAUUUAAUAAAUUACUUAAACAAAACAAAAAAAAAAAGACACCAAAUAAAAAAAGAA